UUAGAGUGUGAAGUGAGUGUAGGAGAAAAGUGAAGAGUCGAGGGAGGAGCAGAAAGUGAUCAUAAUAGUUGGGCAUGUCUUACAUUCCACCGCACAAGCGGCACACUGAGGGUUCCUCGUCGCCGAAAUCUGAAUCUCUGAUCCCUGCCUUCAGAAAAAACCUUCAUUUCAAGUCUAGAAAGGAAAAGUAUUUGGGUGCCUUCAUUUAUGCUCAUCAUGCUGUUAGGAAAUGGUUUCCCGUUGGCUUCACUCUCACUGAUGAUCAUUCUCAGUUGAAGCUCCAACCUCUUUCAUUUGAGCUCAAACCAGGCGACCCUCUUUCUUUCGUCCUAAGUCAAGGUUGCAGCGAAGGAACAAAUGAGCUUAUGGAUGAGCCAUGGCUCUUUGUAGCUAAAAGUGUGAUGAAGGAUUUACUUUUGUCAUUUCAACAUGUGAAGCGUGAAAUGGAGCAGUCUAAUAUGGAAGAAUUAAAGCCGACUCUAGUUGCUCGUUUUGGAAGAAUUCUCUUUUAUAGCAAUUCUGCAAAUAGUCAUGAAUCCGUGAAAAGUAACCCAUUGGAUGAAACCACAUUGAGGCAAAUGAAAAAAAAUUUCUAUACAAAUGUUCCUCUGUCAUAUAUGGAAUAUAUAAGAAACGUUGCAGUUGAGAAACUUGACUUAAAAUAUAUGGAAGAGAAGGAAUUAUACUACGUCAAGCUUUCAGAUAACUUGCGCUCUGAUUCAACUGUCUUCUGCAAAUGUACGGUGGCCAGGGAUCAGAAAAAAAUUCAGCUCUAUAAGAUUGAGGUGAACCCAGUACGCAACAUGGUUGCAGAUAUGAGCUGUCUAGGCAAAAGUUUAGACCUAAGGUUGAUGUUACAGACCAAGAAAAUCAUGAUGGCUUUAUCUGAUGAGGAGAUCAAUGGAAUUAAAAAUCUUAUUGGUUCUGCCGUUUUGGACUCAGAAGUUAAGGGUGGGUUGAGAUGGCCCUUUGGCGAUGAUUCUUCAGGGAGUCGAUACGCUGUUAUCGCCGUCUGGCACACAACUGCAAACUCAUAUGGAAAUUCGUCAAUUAGGCUUAAGCUUCGACAUGCAGAUCGAUUUGAUUUCCGGUCUUCAACUGGUGAGGUUUCACAGGAGGCUAGCCUGAAAAUGCCUGGGAUUGUAUCCCAAUUGCAGAAGCAAACGAUUGACGAGAACCUGGUGCUUAAAAUGCUUGAAGAAAACUUGAAGUUAAUCUGGGAUCACUGUUUGUCUGAUGGUUCUUCAAGCUGACCAUGUUUCGUGGCCCUUCACUUUCUUUUUGCAAAAUAUCUGCAGAAACUGCUAGACUCACAAGCUAUGUUCGGUUUACCUUUUGAAUUUUGUGGUGGCCGUGGAAUGUAUAGAUGUAUAUUGCUGAAUUGUUAAACCCAAAACCCUGAAAUGUUUUCUGCACUAUGUAGUUUGUGUAUGGAUUGUAAUGAACCAAGGCCUCUGAUGUUAGCAGCAUCAGUAAGGAACACUGGAUGAGAUUGUAAAUAGUUCUGUUGUGUAAUGUAUCGAACUUCUUAUUUGAA
This is a messenger RNA of Lycium ferocissimum, 1537 nucleotides long. RefSeq lists its product as uncharacterized. The transcript is spliced from 7 exons. The coding region runs from base 75 to 1253 and encodes 392 amino acids. NCBI's taxonomy places the organism in Eukaryota, Viridiplantae, Streptophyta, Magnoliopsida, Solanales, Solanaceae. The record is from RefSeq and is a predicted model, not a curated record.